Drosophila hydei is the source of this 749-nucleotide messenger RNA. RefSeq lists its product as uncharacterized. Lineage: Eukaryota; Metazoa; Arthropoda; Insecta; Diptera; Drosophilidae. The coding region runs from base 85 to 513 and encodes 142 amino acids. The transcript is spliced from 3 exons. The record is from RefSeq and is a predicted model, not a curated record.
GACAAUGUAUUGAAUGAUUUAACACUACAUAUUGAUAAAGUUGGCAGCGCCACAACAGCUGACAAGCUUUAAAAAUAAAUUUAAAUGGAUGUUUUGUUUAAGUACCGCUAUAGUUUUUUAGCUGGCGCAUGCGCCGCCGGCGGCAGUUUCUUUGGCAAGUUGCCCAGUUUCAUCAGUGCAAUGAACUUGGUGCAUGCGGAUACAGAACAACCGGUCGCCGGCUAUGUGUAUGCCGAAUUUGCAUUAGUUCAGUUGCUGCCCCUUGGCCUCAUGUUAUUUUUUAAUAUUUGCAAUUUACGUUACUAUUUGAAGGCCUUGCAAAUGACCCAACAGACGUUGACAGCAACGGUCUUAACUGCUGCCUCCAAUUAUGUGAUAUCUGUACGCAUGAAUUGGUGUUCUUGUUUAUCGGGAACCGUUGACAUUAUUAUCUGGCGUUGGCAUCGCGCUUAUAUUAGCGGGGCUCUGUUUUCUAUGCGGUACUACAAAGGGUUCAAGCAGCCCGGUAGUUGAGCCAAAGCUCCCAGUUAAACAUAAGCAAACCUAGUCAAUAUGAAAGAUGACAUUCCAUCUAUAAGGCAGAAUAUACUUUACUUAAAUCAAAUUUUUUUUAAUGUUACUAUUUCGCAUAUAAAUACAUAUAUUUUUUUCUUCAAUUUUCUGUAAUGCACAUAAGUCGGGCAUAAUGUAUUUAUCUUUUCAUAUACAGCACUACAUUCACAUAUGUUAAUUAUUUUCAUACGCGCUGA